This is a messenger RNA of Ziziphus jujuba (common jujube), 914 nucleotides long. Its product is annotated as CASP-like protein 5B2. Bases 355 to 819 code for a protein of 154 amino acids. The transcript is spliced from 3 exons. Gene Ontology annotation, cellular component: membrane. The record is from RefSeq and is a predicted model, not a curated record. NCBI's taxonomy places the organism in Eukaryota, Viridiplantae, Streptophyta, Magnoliopsida, Rosales, Rhamnaceae.
AAUUUUUAUUAUUAUGAUAUGCGUAUAAAGUUUGUAAGAGAGCUAAGAACAUUCCCAUUUGCAAAUUGCCUAGUCAAAGAUCUUCCCAAAUUCCCUUCAGAAUCUGUAAGAAUCCUACAUUUAAGAGCUUCUUCUUCAAAAAAACAAAAAUGGGUUCUUUUGAAGAGAUGGCAUUGAUGCUGGGGUUUUUGUGAAAGGUAUAGAGAGAGAGAGAGAGAGAGAGAGAGAGAGAGAGAGAGAGCGAGAGAGGCUUUUCAUCCAUAGAGCGCUUUCUUUCCCUUCUGGAAGGGUAAUCGAAGCAAGAGCCCAGAGGGAGGUCUGGACAGAGAGAGAGAGAGAGAGAGAGAGAAAGGUAUGAAGGAGUUGUUUGGGAGCCCAGGGAAGGUGAGUGGGUUGGCACUCAGAAUUGGGCAGUGCUCUUUUGCUGCUGCUUCAAUUGGAAUCAUGGUCUCUGCUCAUGGCUUCUUCAACUCUACUGCUUUUUGCUAUUUAAUUGCAUCGAUGGGACUUCAAGUUCUAUGGAGUUUUGGACUUGCAUGCCUCGACUUGCAUGCUUUGAGGUCAAAGAGAAGCCUGCAGAACCCUGUUCUAGUGAGCCUGUUCGUGGUUGGUGAUUGGGUGACAGCUAUUCUAUCGCUGGCAGCUGCUUGCUCAUCAGCUGGAGUGACAGUUCUCUAUUCCAAAGAUUUGAAUUACUGCACUAGACCUCCAUAUCUUCCUUGCAUGAAGUUCCAACUUUCUGUAGCUUUGGCUUUUAUCUCAUGGUUCCUCCUUGCUGUUUCCUCACUUGUCAUGUUUUGGCUGUUGGGUGCUGUAUGAAUGACAAUUCACACCAACUUCACAAACUUCAGAUUCUUCAUUUUUACCCUGUAAUUAUUUGUUACAUCUGAAAAUAUAAGAGUUUUGUUGAAGAA